Messenger RNA from Candidula unifasciata, 1677 nucleotides. The record is from the annotation of a GenBank genome assembly. Lineage: Eukaryota; Metazoa; Mollusca; Gastropoda; Stylommatophora; Geomitridae.
AUGGCAGAGCACCCGGCAGAGAACGAUAUCAAACAAAUAUUUCGUCGAUUAUUAUCUGUUCCCACCAAUAAGCAAUGCUUUGAUUGUGGACAUAAUAAUCCCACAUGGGCAAGUGUAACAUAUGGAGUCUUUCUGUGCAUCGACUGCUCCGCUGUGCACCGGUCUCUUGGAGUGCAUGUCACGUUUAUCCGGUCAACACAGUUGGACACAAACUGGACAUGGUUACAACUCCGAGCUAUGCAGGUCGGAGGAAAUGCCAAUGCGAGAUUAUUCUUCCAGCAGCAUGGCUGUACCUCGAAUGAUGCCCAGAAAAAAUACCACAGUCGGGCAGCAACUUUAUACAGAGAUAAGCUGGUGUCCCUGGCCCAGCAUGCAAUGAGACAACAUGGAGCUAAGCUGUUUCUUGAUGAACAUGAGAAAGGGAAGAAGAUCCACAUUGAAAGUCACCAUGAACCAGCUUCGCCAGAAGUCAAGGAGGUUGAUUUCUUCUCUGAGCACACGCAAGAACCAUCUGCAGACUUUGCCACUUAUCCUAUGGAAGAUAAUGCCAGACUUGGUGGAUCAUCAUCUGCAACCUCUGCAGCUAAGCCAAUCAAUGGCAGUGGGAAGGAGAUCGAAGAUCCAUCGGCUGGACCUAAUGUAGAAGCUGCAUUGAGCACAUCCCCCACCCAGGCUCAGAGCCAAGCGGAGCCAAGGAAGACCAUCAUCGGAAACAAGAAGACAACAGCUGCAAAGAAAGGGAAAGGCCUCGGAGCUCAAAAAGUGAAGAAAGAUUUUGGUGAAAUUGAGAGCCGAGCCCAGCAGAUUGAUAAGGAGAAGGAGGAAUUUGCUAAGAAUGUAGCCGUUGAGGAAGCUAAAACCAGUGAGGACAGGAACAAGCAGAUGGCAAACAUGCGACUGGCCUACCAGGACAUGAGCUUGCAGAGGAAGAAGGAAGAGGAGAAGCUGAUGAAGAGUGACCCCAAGAAAGCUGAGCAGUUUGAGCGUCUGGGAAUGGGAUUCACUGGAAACAAGGGCAUCAGCCAUUCUGCUGUGUCAGACAUGCAGACCAUCAGCCAGGACGCCCCAAGUGGUGGUCCCGCAUCUAACCGGAGAGAUUUUGACGCUUAUGGGGAAAAGCCUCGCAACAACAGGCGAGACUUCUUUGAAGAAGAGUUUGAGUUUGUGUCCAGUUGGUCAACCAAGCGAAAUGAAGAAGACUCUUUUGGGUCCAAGGUCGAAGAGCGGGGCAACAGCUGGGGCAGCAAGAACAAAACUGGAGGCUGGGACGUGGACAAGACUAGUACUACGGAGACAUUCUCAUCCAGGGACCAAGACAGGUCAAGUCGCAGUCGCAAGAACACUGAAGCCAACACUUCGGUGGCUGCUGAUAGUGGCGAUGCAGCACAGAAGAAAUUUGGCAGUGCUAAAGCUAUCUCUUCUGACCAGUACUUUGGCAACCGAGACAAUGAUUUUGAAACCAAACAGAACCUCAGCAGACUGGAAGGUAACACUUCAAUAUCCAGUGAUGACUUUUUUGGAGGUGGACAGAAAUCCCGGAAACAAAACUACAGCUCCACAGGACCAGACUUCCAGGACAUCAAGGACGGGGUCAAACAGGGUGUUACAAAAGUGGCUGGCAAAAUAUCCAGUUUGGCAAAUGGCGUUAUGUCUACUUUACAGGACCGAUAUGGAUGA